Messenger RNA from Ilex paraguariensis (yerba mate), 1875 nucleotides. The record is from the annotation of a GenBank genome assembly. Lineage: Eukaryota; Viridiplantae; Streptophyta; Magnoliopsida; Aquifoliales; Aquifoliaceae.
AUGUUCCAAAUGUGUGGCUAUCGUAUCGUCCCUAAAUCUUCAGCAGCAUCGGUUUCUCUAUUCAUUGAGGAAAAGGGCACUGAAGCCUUUCCCAGAAUAGGGUUGAAAGAAGAUGAGUUUCUGGUAUUGCUUCUUCAUGCUGCAGUUACUCUUAUUAACAGCUGCACGAUUGAACAGCUGGAGAAGAUCCCAAGGAAGCUCUCUGAAAGUUUACUGCUUUAUUUUAAAAAGCUAUGGGCAGAUGCACAUAAACAGAUGUUAUGUGGGAACAUUCUGAAAUUUAACCAGGGGAGACAUUCUUAUGUAACCAAUAUCAGAACAAAUACUCUAGCAGAAAACAUUUUCAGGCUCUCCAUAAAUGCUGGGCAAUUCACAAGACCUUCCAACUUCAAGAAAGUCGAGAGAAGCAUUUUCAGUUCAAGUGGGACUACUUUUGAAGAUUUUGUGUUGAACCAUUGGGAGGUAUCUCCUUUGCUUAUGAGGAGGCCUUCAAAAGCUUUGACUAAAGAAGAUGAUAUUUUCAGUUCGUUUCUACAACAUCUUAGCUCUGAAGGAGUUCUUUCUUUUAUUCAUUCAAUCCUCCAAAAUCUUACUUCUUGUCCAGCAAUAGCUUCGGAUGAGCUAAAUGUCCUUAGUUUUCUGAAGGAGGUGGAAAAUCAUCUAGGAUGUCCCAUAAUUUACCAACAGGACAUUCGGGUCCUAAAAACAGAGCAUUCAGAAAGAGAGAUGCAUUACUUUCAGGAGUGUUUAGGGUCUAGUUGCUCCCAGGCUCCUCAUUUUCUCUAUAUGGACAAUGUUUUGAGAUGUAAAGAAGCAUACAAAGAGGGAUACACAAUUACACUGCGUGGCAUGGAGUUUCGCUUUGAAAGUAUUGCUGCUAUUGCGGAUGGGUUAGCAUCUCUGUUUGGUCAACCAUCGGCAGGUGUGAAUAUGUACCUGACACCACCUGAUUCUCAAGGUUUGGCUCGUCACUAUGAUGAUCACUGUGUGCUUGUAUGUCAACUUCUUGGAGUCAAAAAAUGGAAAGUUUUUCCUCAGUAUAGUCUCCAUUUACCUCGCUUGUAUGAACCUGUUGAUAGCUGGCAUGAUAUGAAGGUUGGAACUCCAAUAAUGGAUGGGACCAAACAGUUUUUGCUUAGUGAAGGCGAUAUUUUAUAUAUUCCUAGAGGUUUCCAUCAUGAGGCAUGUACUGUCAUCGAUAAUGACUGGCCCAAUGGAAUUGCUGGGUGCUCCUUACAUCUGACUCUUGCUAUUGAGGUUGAGCCUCCAUUUGAGUGGGAAGGAUUCACUCAUGUUGCACUUCAUCUUUGGAAUCAGAAACAGAAUCUAUCUCAGCACACUCAUGGUGAUUCUUUGUUUUGGAAGUUGAAAGUUAUGUCUGUGAACCUAUUGCAUGUUGCAAUUAAGCUACUUGGUGACGUCGAUCCUACAUUUCGGAAAGCUUGCUUGGUAGGUGCGGUUUCAUCAUCCGUUACAGGAGGUUGGCUGGAUAGGAACCAGAGAAUGAUUUUCGGACAUUUGAUCAAUAGAAUUAAUUUCAAGUCAAGGUUCUCAGAUGUGCUUAGGCAUGUAGAAGCGGCUGUUCAGAGACAUGAAGAUCUGUUCCAACAAUUUAGGUGGCUUCAGCAUCUCAAUGAAGGAGAAAUGGUUGAAGGACACGACUCGAGUAUUCCUUUUGCUGGUAUUGAAAACUAUUAUCAUCUAGGUAGUCAGCAUAAGGACAAGGCAGAAGCAGCUUUCAUGGAGGUUAAAUCUAAGUUCUGUAGUGAGGUAGUUUUUGAGGAUGUAGAACAUGGGUAUAAGAUGCUACUUGAGAAGUAUAAGAAGGUGAGAAGGCAAUACACCAGUGGGAUGCUUUCACUGCACUGUAAUUGA